GAGGACGAGGAGGGAGGCUGCUCUCUGAUGUGCAUGCGUUUCACUGUUCACUGGCGCCGUGACGAUUAAGCAGGCAGCGGACAAGGAUGCUCUGUUGUUCGGUGCGCACUCGCCUGUCUCCAUCAGCUCUCCACGAUCACCAUGGAAGGAGAGCUUAAUUAAUGCACGCAGGGCUGUGAGUGUGUGUGUGCGUGCGUGCGUGCGUGUGUGUGUGUGUGUGUUUGUGUUUUUUUUUAGUGUAUGUGUGUGUGUGUGUAUAAUAUGUGUGUGUAUGUGUGUGUAUCGCCUGCUCCUGGAGCUCAAUGAAUCUCCGGAGCGGAGCUGCGUUUCUGCCACAGCCUGAAGCUCUGGAGCCGGAGAGGACACAGCAUCCCGAGGUCUCCUGGAAAAACAGAGGCAAAGUAUGCCAGCAGCACCAGAGUCGCUCUGCCUGGUGAACAGCCAGCUCGUCGGUCGGACUACUCUGCCCUACUCUAGCCUCCUUCUCCACCCUGGCAGAUCCAUGCUGCUGGAUGCUUCUCACAGAGCCACUUCCACACCAUGAGCGCCAACGGGCCUGCCCCAGCCCCAGCCCCCACGGCCCCAGAAGCCCAUCCUACCUCUACUCCCGCCCCCGCUCCUCCCGCCCCUGCCCCCGCUGCACCGCCCGCUCCUCCUGCCCCACCUGCCCCAGCGUCCACUACUAUCCCAGUAGGUGCGUUGGCACAGAAGAAGCGGCAGCAGUAUGCCAAAAGCAAAAAACAGGGCAGUAAUGCCAACAGCAGACCACCGAGGGCUCUGUUCUGCCUCAAGCUCAACAACCCCAUACGCAGGGCCUGCAUCAGCCUGGUGGAGUGGAAGCCAUUUGAUAUCUUUAUAUUAAUUGCUAUUUUUGCCAACUGUAUGGCCUUAGCUGUGUACGUCCCCUUCCCUGAAGAUGAUUCCAACUCCACAAACCAUGACCUGGAAACAGUCGAGUAUGCCUUCCUCAUCAUUUUCACUAUUGAGACCUUUCUGAAAAUUAUUGCCUAUGGUCUGGUGAUGCACCAGAACGCAUACGUGAGAAACGGUUGGAACAUGCUGGAUUUCGUCAUUGUCGUCAUAGGACUCUUCAGUGUUGCUUUGGAGCUUUUGACCAAAGAAGAGAAGGAAGAAGCUGAGGGAGAAGUUCCCCAUCCGUCGAUGCACGGACAUGGAGGCAAACCAGGUGGAUUUGACGUCAAAGCCCUCCGAGCCUUCCGUGUGCUGCGACCCCUGCGGCUGGUCUCAGGAGUACCCAGUUUACAAGUGGUGUUGAACUCCAUUAUUAAAGCCAUGGUCCCUCUUCUUCAUAUUGCCCUCCUGGUCUUGUUUGUCAUCAUCAUCUAUGCUAUCAUCGGCCUGGAGCUUUUCAUCGGCAAAAUGCAUGCUACCUGCUAUGUGGCUGGAUCAGAUGCGAUAACAGAGGAAGAAUCGGCUCCAUGUGCGAUCUCAGGUCACGGGCGCCUGUGCGCCCUCAACGGCACAGAGUGCAGGGAAGGCUGGCAAGGUCCCAACAAUGGCAUCACCAACUUUGACAACUUCCUGUUUGCCAUGCUGACGGUGUUUCAGUGCAUCACCAUGGAGGGCUGGACGGACGUGCUGUACUGGAUGAAUGACGCUAUGGGCUUUGAGCUUCCAUGGGUGUACUUUGUCAGUCUUGUGAUCUUCGGCUCCUUUUUCGUUCUUAACCUGGUUUUGGGUGUGUUGAGCGGAGAGUUUUCCAAGGAGAGAGAAAAGGCCAAAGCGCGCGGAGACUUCCAGAAGCUGCGCGAGAAGCAGCAGCUGGAGGAGGAUCUGAAGGGUUACCUGGACUGGAUCACUCAGGCCGAGGACAUCGACCCGGACAACGAGGACGAGGCCGAAGAGGAGAGCAAACGCAACCGGGUGACUCUGGCUGACCUUACUGAGAAGAAGAAAGGAAGGUUUGGGUGGUUCAGCCAGUCGUCCGACACUCAUGCGAGUGUUCCAGCCAGUGAAACUGAGUCUGUCAACACAGAGAAUCAGAACGGGGAGGAUGAAAAAACGCCCUGCUGUGGAGCUUUGUGUCAAAAAAUUUCAAAGUCCAAGUUCAGUCGGCGCUGGCGCCGCUGGAACAGGUUCUGCCGCAGGAAGUGCCGGUUGGCCGUCAAAUCGGUGCCUUUCUAUUGGCUGGUCAUCAUCUUGGUGUUUCUCAACACCCUCACCAUCUCAUCAGAGCAUUACAAUCAGCCAAUGUGGCUGACACAAGUGCAGGAUGUAGCCAACAAAGUGUUGUUAGCGAUGUUCACGUGUGAGAUGUUGGUGAAGAUGUACAGUCUGGGCCUUCAGGCCUACUUCGUUUCACUGUUCAACCGAUUCGACUGCUUCGUGGUGUGCGGAGGAAUCACCGAAACCAUUCUGGUGGAAUUUGAAAUCAUGUCUCCUCUCGGUAUCUCCGUGUUCCGCUGUGUGCGUCUGCUGAGGAUCUUCAAGGUCACGCGUCACUGGCAGUCUCUGAGUAACCUGGUGGCGUCUCUGCUCAACUCCAUGAAGUCCAUCGCUUCCCUGCUGCUGCUGCUCUUCCUCUUCAUCAUCAUCUUCUCCCUGCUGGGCAUGCAGGUGUUCGGCGGGAAAUUCAACUUCGAUGAGACCCAGACCAAGCGCAGCACGUUUGACAACUUCCCCCAAGCUCUCCUGACUGUGUUUCAGAUCCUGACUGGAGAAGACUGGAACGCCGUGAUGUACGAUGGGAUCAUGGCGUACGGAGGUCCUUCGUCCUCCGGGAUGAUUGUGUGCUUUUACUUCAUCAUCCUCUUCAUCUGUGGAAACUAUAUCCUGCUGAACGUCUUCUUGGCCAUCGCUGUGGACAACUUGGCCGAUGCAGAGUCUCUCAACACGGACGACAGUGACAAGAAAGGGAGCAAAUUGGAUGAUGACAAAGAUGAUAAGGAGGAGGAGGAGGAGGACAACGAAGAUAUGGCGGUAGAAGACGAAGAUCCGGAGGUUCCAGCGGGGCCUAGGCCUGCCAUUUCUGACCUGGUGAAAAAGGAGAAGAUCACUCCGAUUCCAGAGGGAAGUUCCUUCUUCAUAUUCAGCAACACAAACCCGGUUCGCGUGUUUUGCCACAAACUCAUAAAUCACCACAUAUUCACCAACCUCAUUCUGGUGUUCAUCAUGCUCAGCUCUGUGUCUCUCGCCGCCGAAGAUCCCAUCCGGAACUUCUCCGCUCGCAACAUCAUACUUGGUUACUUUGACUAUGCUUUCACGGCUAUCUUUACUGUUGAGAUCGUGUUGAAGGUCCUAGGCUAUGCAGAUUAUGUCUUCACUAGUAUGUUUACAUUUGAGAUCAUAUUGAAGAUGACGACAUAUGGAGCCUUUCUGCAUAAAGGAGCGUUCUGUAGGAAUUACUUCAACCUCCUUGACCUGUUGGUCGUCGGAGUUUCCCUCGUCUCCUUUGGCAUUCAGUCCUCGGCCAUCUCCGUGGUGAAGAUCCUGAGGGUCCUCCGAGUUCUUCGGCCCCUGAGGGCCAUCAACAGAGCCAAAGGCCUGAAGCAUGUGGUGCAGUGUGUGUUUGUGGCCAUCAGAACCAUUGGUAACAUCAUGAUCGUCACCACUCUGCUCCAGUUCAUGUUUGCCUGUAUAGGGGUGCAGCUGUUUAAGGGAAAGUUCUAUCGCUGCACAGACGAAGCCAAGUCCACCCCAGAAGAGUGCAAGGGCACAUACAUUGUGUAUAAGGAUGGAGAUGUGAACCAGCCGUCUAUUCACAAACGACAUUGGCACAACAGUGACUUCAACUUUGACAACGUCCUCAUGGCCAUGAUGGCCCUGUUCACUGUGUCCACUUUUGAAGGCUGGCCUGCGUUACUGUACAAGGCCAUCGACUCCAACAGGGAGAACCUCGGUCCCAUUUACAACUACCGCGUGGAGAUUUCCAUCUUCUUCAUCAUCUACAUCAUCAUCAUUGCAUUUUUCAUGAUGAACAUCUUUGUAGGUUUUGUGAUCGUCACAUUUCAGGAACAAGGAGAGAAAGAGUACAAAAACUGUGAACUUGACAAGAACCAGCGUCAGUGUGUGGAGUACGCUCUGAAGGCUCGUCCUCUGAGGAGGUACAUACCUAAGAACCCGUACCAGUACAAGUUCUGGUACGUGGUGAACUCCACUGGAUUUGAGUACAUCAUGUUUGUGCUCAUCAUGCUCAACACGCUCUGCCUGGCUGUGCAGCACUACGGCCAGUCAGCGACGUUUAACUAUGUCAUGGACAUUCUCAACAUGGUCUUCACUGCUGUCUUCACUGUGGAAAUGGUUCUGAAACUCAUUGCAUUCAAACCCAGACACUAUUUCGCUGAUGCUUGGAACACAUUUGAUGCCUUAAUUGUUGUUGGUAGCGUCGUCGAUAUUGCUAUCACUGAAGUUAAUCCAACAGAGACACCUCAGGUGGAUGAGAUGGGGAACACAGAGGACAGCGCUCGCAUCUCCAUCACCUUCUUUCGUCUGUUUCGAGUCAUGCGGCUGGUGAAGCUCCUCAGCAGAGGGGAGGGCAUUCGCACGCUGCUGUGGACUUUCAUCAAAUCCUUCCAAGCCCUGCCGUAUGUCGCUCUCCUGAUAGCCAUGCUGUUCUUUAUCUACGCUGUUAUAGGCAUGCAGAUGUUUGGGAAGAUUGCAAUGGUGGACGGCACACACAUCAACAGAAACAAUAACUUCCAAACCUUCCCUCAGGCUGUGCUCCUCCUCUUCAGGUGUGCCACAGGAGAGGCGUGGCAGGAGAUCAUGUUGGCCUGCAUGCCUGGGAAACUGUGCGACCCCGAGUCCGACUACCAACCCGGGGAGGAGAUGACGUGUGGCAGCGGAUUUGCAAUUAUUUACUUCAUCACUUUCUACAUGCUCUGCGCAUUCUUGAUUAUCAAUUUGUUUGUGGCCGUCAUCAUGGACAACUUUGACUAUUUGACACGUGACUGGUCCAUCCUUGGUCCUCACCACCUUGAUGAAUUCAAGAGAAUCUGGUCUGAGUACGACCCGGAGGCCAAAGGCAGAAUUAAACACCUGGAUGUCGUGACACUCCUUCGACGUAUUCAGCCUCCCCUCGGCUUCGGCAAACUGUGUCCACACAGAGUGGCUUGCAAGAGACUGGUAGCCAUGAACAUGCCUCUGAACAGUGACGGCACCGUCAUGUUUAACGCCACUCUGUUUGCACUGGUGCGGACGGCCCUGAAAAUCAAAACAGAAGGUAAUCUAGAGCAGGCCAACGAAGAGCUGCGUGCUGUCAUCAAGAAAAUCUGGAAAAGAACCAGCAUGAAGCUUCUGGAUCAAGUGGUGCCUCCUGCUGGUGAUGAUGAGGUAACCGUGGGGAAGUUCUAUGCCACCUUCCUGAUACAGGACUACUUUAGGAAAUUCAAGAAACGUAAAGAGGAAGGCCUGGUGGGUGCUCACCCCUCCCAAAACAACACAGCCAUCGCAUUACAGGCUGGUCUUCGCACGCUGCAUGAUAUCGGCCCCGAAAUUCGCCGAGCGAUAUCAUGCGAUCUGCAAGAUGACGAACUAGUAGACUUUAUUCCAGAGGAAGACGAGGAAAUUUACAGGCGCAAUGGCGGCCUCUUUGGGAACCACCUCAUGAACGGCGGUCACCGGCGCUCCAACGGCCAUCAGACCAACGCCACGCAGCGCCCCCUGCAGGUGCAGCCUCCGCCUCACUACGCCCACAUGGAGCAGCCGGUGGGGCGCCUGUCUCGAGCCAACGCCAUGUCCCAUCCCAACCACCAUCACCACCACCACCACCACCACCAUAACCGACACCACAACUCCUACGGCAAGUCUCCCAAAUCCACCAACAUCAACCUCAACAACGCCAACGUGUCCACUCUGCCCAACGGAGGACACCAUCGCUACUACGAUCACGCGCCUCCCAACGGCUACCCAGGCCUACGCAACAACUACAACUAUGACUACGACAAGCCCCGCACACCACAGGGUCAAAGAAGGCGCUACUAUGAGACCUAUGUUAGGUCCCAGGGAGCAGAUGGACACCACCCCACCAUCCGCAGGGAGGAAGAGUUUGAUGAAGAUCGCUUGUCUGGAGAGUAUUACAGCGGGGAGGAGUUUUAUGAAGAUGACAGUAUGCUGUCGGGGGACAGGUAUCAGAACAGUGACGCCGAGUACGAGACCCCCAAAGGUUACCAUCACCCCGAGAGUUACUACGACGAUGACGAGCAGCCUCUCUACCGCGACUCACGGAGGUCGCCGAAGAGACGGCUGCUUCCUGCCACACCUCAAGCUUGUUCAGGUAACAGGAGGCCAUCCUUCAACUUUGAGUGUCUGCGUAGACAAAGUAGCCAAGACGAGCUUCCACAUCAGCGUACUGCUCUACCACUGCACCUUAUGCAGCACCAGGUGAUGGCUGUAGCAGGUCUGGACUCCAGCAGAGCCCACCGCCUCUCCCCGACACGCUCCACCCGCUCCUGGGCAACUCCUCCCGCCACCCCAGCGAGCAAAGACCAGUCGCCCUACUACACCCCCCUCAUCCGUGUGGACCACCCGCACAGGGAGAGCGCUGCGAGCAGCCAAGUGUCUGUGCGAAAGAGCUCCUGGUACACAGAUGACCCAGAGUUCUCCCAGAGGAUGUACUCACCUGUCCACCUGCAGGUGCCACCAGAAUAUCACAACCAGUACCACCAGAAGAGAGGCAGCGCCACCAGCCUUGUGGAAGCGGUUUUGAUAUCUGAGGGGCUCGGGAGAUUUGCCAAGGAUCCCAAGUUUGUCGCUGCCACAAAGCACGAGAUCGCAGACGCGUGCGAGAUGACGAUAGACGAGAUGGAGAGCGCAGCCAGCCACCUGCUGAACGGAGGGAUCACCCGGGGGGUCAACGGAGUCACCGUGUUCCCCAUUUUGACUCCGAGAGACUACGAGCUGCAGGACACUGCAGCCAGCUACAGCGACGAGGAGCCCGAGACGGAACAUCGAGCUUCUUACGAGGAGGACCUGGCAGACGAGAUGAUCUGCAUCACGACUUUAUAGCAGUAGCUGGAGAAUUCUGCAAAAUUAGAACCCUUGUCAGACUCAAACCUAUGAAAACAAAAAAAAAAGUAAUGCAUCUGUUGGCUCCAACCAAAAGAAGUGCCUUUUACCUUGAAGAGAAAAGGCAUAUGGAAGAAAGACACAUUAGUCCCGUUCAUUGAAUUGUUCUCCACCUGCCAGUGAGAGGAGGUCACUGAGACUGACUGAAACCUCUUUUGUCAAAGGCCUUGAACCUGGAGUUGACACGCGGGGGUUCAACCGACAGCCAAUCACAGGCCAGGACAAUGAUGCCAGCGAGAGAUGGACCAGUUGGCAAAGGUGUGAGAGACAGUACAAGGGCGGUUCUUUCAGGGUGAUGACAAUCAGAUGUACGAUGUCAUUACCUCAGUCACUUUAUUAAGGUUCAGCAUAUCAUGCAAGUUUUCAAUGCAAGCAUAGAAAGUCAUAUCUCCUCCCGUAGUCGCUGCAGACUCGAUCCCUCUGUGCUCGGUGAACAGAUUGAGUGGAAAAGGUGAAAAAAACGCCAGUGGAGUUGUUACCAGAUUAUGCAGGAACUCACUGUCCUACUUCUUAGCGUCGUUCAACUUGAGAUAUGUACUUUUAAAGCGUCAAAAAACAUUUGUGAUAAAUGCACUAGCAGGCAGGUUAUUUUAAAUUUAAGAAUAUCCUGAUUAAUAUUUCAUAGUUGAUAUGCUGUAAAUUGUACAAUACGACAAAAGAAACUUUGUAAAGAGAUACUCUAUAUUUUGUAAUUAUGUAUAAUUUAAAAGAUCAGCAAUAUGGACCCUUGUGACAACACAAAUAUGCUCUAAAAAGCAGAUUUUCAUCCUAUUAAGCACGAUAUUAUGACAUUUGUUUGCCGUUUUCUUUUUUGUUUCUUUUGCUAAUAUGCACCCCUUUCCUUUGCCCAUGGAACAGCGCUUUAAGGGGUUCCGCUUUUGUGACGACACUGCUGCGCACGAUAUGCAAACGGAUUUGUUUUCUCAGCAUAGGAGCACACGUGUGACUUCGUUAAAACCCAAAAACACCAGUUGCGUAAGGUUACGCCCCCCCCCCCCCUUUAAACAAGCAUUUUACGAAGGCGAGCUUCAAACGAUCCAGUGCCCAAAUUUCCACACAGAUGUGAGCGUCACAUGUGUCUGCAGGUUUUGUGCAUGCACAGGAAUUUAAUGCUGCUUUUCCUCGUUGGUUUUCAGAGUCAAACCUUGGUUUUCGGCGGCCCCAACUAAAAAAAUGCCUUUUUUUGGUGCUGAAAGAAAGAAAGAAAAGUGAUGAUGGUAAUAACAGGGACAAAUGAAUACUUUAGUCUUUAGUUUGUGCUAUAGGAUUUUCCACGGUGUUUGAAACUUAAGUCUUCGUGUUUGUGUGCGAGAGCUCGCAGUCUGUGUUGGCAGGAGACAAAAAUGCACACAUCCUAAGGUCCCAAACAGCCCAAAAUGUGUGUUGUAGGUGGAAGGACGGAGGUUUUCCUGGAGUCAGGAUGCUGGAGAGAGGCUAAGCAAUACUAACCCCCCUCUUCCCCCAACCCCCUCUCUCUCUCAGCCGGCCUGGUCCCUGCAUACAGUUUACCUCGUAAGGCAAAGGUGACAACAUAUCAUUGUUUCAACCUAUGUGUCUGCUCACUGUGGAGUGAAAGUAAUUAAGAGAAGGGUUGAACCUGGACUUUGUGUUUUUAAGUUUAUUAAACAAGAGGGAAAACGAAAAAAGGAGCAACUGAUGCCCACAAGUUUGGAAUAGUAAAAAAAAAACACACACACACACACACACACAAAAUAGUUUGUUUUCUAGGUUAUCAGUUAUUGAUCUAUCACGAUAAAGAGAAUGGACAGAAAUGGCCAGGGAUGUUUAGGGUUAAUGUGAUGUUGUUGUUGUUGUUGUCGUUGUUCAUGAUUUGGAAGGCGAGUGCGUAUUGUUCUCUAACUGAACCGAAUACUGUCAUGAAAAAAAUGUUUUAAGGUUUUCCAUUUUGUGUGCACACUGAAAGGGCUCUUUGAAUUGUUUGUGAGUUUUGAGAAAAAAAAAACAGAAAAAAAAAACAGUGCACUAGUCCUUGUCGAUGACUCGUCACACAUGAGAGGACCAAUGCACACAACAGGCACAUUGUACUAUUCGUAGCAAUUACAGUACUGAUGAACUGAAGAUAUGCAUUAUUUUGUAAAACACUUUUAAAAAGUCGUGUUAAACUAAAGAUGAAAAGAACUUACUUUUACCUCACGUCAGGGAUUCCUGAGAGAAAAUAAAAAAAGAAAAUAGGGAUUUGGUUGAGUCGAAACCAACGGUAUUUAAAUAUUAGCACAUUAGCUGUUUGUCUUUGCACAAGUAACUGUAUAGUGCUUUUGUUUCUCUUUUUUCUAAAACAGAUUUGUGUAUUAAGGUGAGACAAUUUUGUACUUUUUGUGACCGUGUGUAUGGUUUAGUGGAAUCUAUAUUUGUCAUUUACAACUUACAAUGCUGGGAAUGAAAGAGUAUUAAAGAUAUUUUCAAGGUUCUCUGCUCCUCUGUUGGCGGGUAGGAAAAAAAAUAAAAGUCAACAGAGAGACACUUAUUGAUUUGACUAUUUUAUCAGUUUUCUUCACAUUGUUAUCAUCAUUAUUAUGAUCAUUAUUAUUAUUAUUACUAUACAACUAUUAAUGUUCUGAAAGCUGUAUUUAAAUAGAAGAUAAUGUAAAAUAUGUACAAAUGUAUGGAAAGGCCCAUGGUAAUGUUCUCUACUUGAAAGUCUUGAUAUUUGCUCCUUAAUGUUUAUAUUCAUAAUUUAUCUUAGUAGCAAAUGCUUUACUAUAGGUUUUGUAUAAAUACAUUUUUUUAUUUUAUUUUGGCCUUGACUUUAUUUGAAUCAAUACUGAAAUUUUAUUUUCUAUUGAUCAUCAUUGAAUAAACUUAUGCUGAACUAC
Solea solea (common sole) is the source of this 9860-nucleotide messenger RNA. RefSeq names its product calcium channel, voltage-dependent, L type, alpha 1D subunit, a (gene cacna1da). The transcript is spliced from 49 exons. Gene Ontology annotation, molecular function: high voltage-gated calcium channel activity. Gene Ontology annotation, cellular component: voltage-gated calcium channel complex; membrane. The coding region runs from base 541 to 6966 and encodes 2141 amino acids. Lineage: Eukaryota; Metazoa; Chordata; Actinopteri; Pleuronectiformes; Soleidae. The record is from RefSeq and is a predicted model, not a curated record. Gene Ontology annotation, biological process: calcium ion import across plasma membrane.